Molecule: messenger RNA, 1003 nt
Organism: Chenopodium quinoa (quinoa)
Lineage: Eukaryota; Viridiplantae; Streptophyta; Magnoliopsida; Caryophyllales; Amaranthaceae
Exons: 2
Coding region: 67-546 (159 amino acids)
Source: RefSeq, a predicted model, not a curated record
GAGAGUGAUGUGAAAUGAAAGAGUGAGCUUCGCGUUAAUAGAAAAACUUUCAAUAUUAUUUGUGAGAUGCUUAGAGACAUUGGGGGUUUGAGUGGAACAAAAAACAUGUCGCUUCAAGAGAUAGUAGCCAUGUUUUUAUACACGUUGGCUCAUCAUAAGAAGAAUAGGUCUAUUGGACAUUACUUCUAUAGAAGUGGAGAAACCGUGAGCCGGCAAUUUCACCUUUGUCUAAGGGCUUUUCUCAAGUUGCAUGAAGUACUACUUUACAAUCCCACACAAAUAUUGGAUGAUUGUGAAGAUGAAAGGUGGAAAUCCUUCAAGAAUUGUUUAGGGGCAUUAGAUGGGACUUACAUUAAUGUAAAUGUGCCUUCAAAAGAACGACCAAAGUAUAGAACAAGAAAAGGAACGAUUGCUAUGAAUGUAUUGGGUGUUUGUGCACCUAAUAUGCAAUUUAUUUAUGUUCUUCCUGGUUGGGAAGACUCGGCCCAUGAUAUGCGUGUACUUCGAAAUGCUCUUUCUAGACCAAACAGUUUUAGAGUACCUUGAGGUAAGUGAAGGCCUUUUUUGUGAGUGUAUAUGUUUUAUUAGUUUUGGUUGGAAGUAAUUAUUUUUUUUCAAUAACUUUGAAGGUAAUUAUUAUUUGGCUGAUGCGGGGUAUACGAAUUGUGAGGGUUUUCUUGCUCCAUAUAGAGGUCAAAGAUACCAUUUAAAAGAAUGUUUUAUUAGUGUGUUUUUAUGUAUUGUUGUAAUCCCAUCAUUCUCAAUUCAAGAUUAGUUAAUCCUAUUAUGUUGUUUUGAUUGUAAAGUUUGGUGUACAUUGAUCUUGUAUUGAAACAUAAGGCUUCAUUGGUCUAGAUUUACUAUUAGGAUUUUGUCUUGGACAUUAUAUUUUCUAGUUUUCAUUGAUUUGUACUAGUGUGCUUCAUUGCCUUCAUGGUUAUAGGCUAGGAAAUUUUGCUAAGGCACUUUAAUACUGAUGCAUCUUAGGCACUCCAGCCUCUUU